UCCGAGCGGCCAGAUUCAAACGGUUGCUGUGGAGACGCUUCUGCCUCUCGGCGGCGGGGAGUCGGAAGGGCAUGGAUUCCGAUAUCGAGCGGUUGAAGCGUCGCUAUCUCGGUAGUACAGAGGUGGACGACGGCCCAGUGCAGCAGCGGUUCGGGACCUGUGAGGGUCGGGACACCACGAUAAAUAUAAGCGAACAUAAUUCAAAUAUCAAUCCAUCAACUGAAGAAAUAUUAACAGAAGAAAGAUGUGGACCUACAAUGAAAUCACCAACAUCUGGUCUGACCUACAGUGAAAGGAAGCACUACAACAGAUUAUUACAAAAUCUAUAUAAAACAAUAAAGCGAAAUUCUGCAUGUGUUGAUGAUGAUAAUAAUGAUUAUCAUUGCUCCAAUGAAGAGCUAGAGGGAUAUUUGAAUGAGAAAGAAUUCUCAACUUAUGAGAAACAAAACAGUGGAACACAAGUUUACACUGAAACUGAUGUUACCUUGCCUUCAGGCUUAGCUUCCAGCAAUUUUACAUCAGCAGUAAUUCAUGUAAAUGACAGUAUUGCAGAUUUAAAGAAUGGAAGCCUUUCAGAAUCUUGGGAAGGUCCCUGCCUUUUACCAGUUGAAAUAGAACAAAUUCAUAAUGAGCUAACAUCCAUCUGGCAACACUUACAGAAAGAAAGCAUAGCGCUACAGGAGUACAGAUUGCAGGUACAAUCACAUGAACAACAUCUAGCUGCCAGAGAGGCUUUGCUCAUCAAACAUCAAGAUGCAGUAACAAAGUUAAGAGGUGUGGAAGAAGAAGUUCAUGCCAAGUUUGAGAUUAUGAAGGAGCAACAUGUUGCUGAAGUCAAUCAACUUACAAAUGCCAUGAAAGAGAAGAUGAAAGAAAACAAAAGACUUAAAUCCUCUUUUGACUCAUUAAAGGAUUUAAAUGACUCCUUGAAAAAACAGAUUAACAAUAUAACACAGCAGAACAAGAAACUGCAAAUUCAGAAUAAAAAGAUUCAAAGCCGUUUAGAAAAUCUGCAGAGGAAGCAUGAUUUACCCGUGAUGCGGAAAAUUCAUGGAAAUGUUUCUACUGGUAUGAAAGAGAUUGGAUUGGAAAAAGAGGAAAAGAUUCAACCAGUUCAUAGAAUCAAUCGUUCUUUAAAUUCCAGUUUCUGUGAACUAUUUGGACUCCUUCUGGACUGGACGUCAGAUGGUUAUCUUUGUUAUUUAACUCCAGAGGAUAAAAAUGAUACUCAAAUGUCAUUAGGACCCAGAUGUUUACCUAGAAAAUCAGUUCAACAGAUGUGUCUGAAGAUCCUGCCCUUGAUCACAGCACAAAUUCAUUUAAUGCCACCUGGGAACAUCAAACUGCAGCUCGCACUGAUAAAAUUCAUUUAUUGGGCUUUAAGGCACAUAGACAGAAGAGGGACACAGCAGACUGUGCUUGUUUCAACAAUGCGACGACUAGGAGAAAACUUGUUCCAAGGAAAUAUGAACCGGACAAUACAGGAUAGUCCUUCAGGAUCUGGUGCAGAAGCCGUUCCAAAAGCAUCUGCUUUCUUCAAGAGCUCUAAUAUUAAUGUUCGAUUUUUAUCAGCUCUCUGUAUCCUCAAAACAAUCACACAAGUGGAUUAUUUGGCUCAAGUUUUCAACAUACUUCUUACUGACCUGAACACAGAUGAAGGCAAGGGUUUAUUCUUGGAGUAUCAGGCUCUGCAGGUUAUUCUUUGCUACUUGAAACCCUCAAGUAAAAAUCUACUGUACAGUGCUGUUGACAUUAUUCUGCAAAUGACAAUGGAAUCAAGGUAUUUGCAGGAUUUCCUCGAGGCGUGCAGCAGUGAAUCUUGGUUUCGUGCUUGUUCCAUGCUACUGAAAAGCUCGAAACUGGAGAUACAAAUGCUAGAGAAACUCAGCAUAAUUCUGCAGAAACUUUCUAAAAUAAAGAAUAAUAAGAAAUUAUUUGAAUUGUUUUCAAUCCACAUCGUCGUUCAAGAGUUGCACAGGACAAUGAAUCCAGAGCACACAUUUCUGAUCAAAAAUCUUCAGUCUAUUUUGUUUAACCUGGGUAUAAUCAAGGGCGCUGCAUAGCUAGCAGUCUGGGCACAGCCAUUCAAAUCAGUGGAUGUCAAACCAUGUCGACUAAGAAACUCAGUAAUGCUACUUGUACUGUUAUAAUCACUCGUAAGCUUUCUGUAUAUUAGAGAUGUAAUAGUUCAUCAUACUUCAAUAGACUGUGUUUAAGCAAUUAAAAUGAACCAAAUAAAUUGGAAAAAGAAGUUUCUUCCAUGUAUUUUAGAUUUUACCUCUAAAGAACUGAGACUACUCAUCAAAACAUUAUUAAUAUUCAUAGCCACUUAUUUAGACAAUUGUGGCUCUGCUUAUCAUCAGGACUUGCACCCUGUAGAAAAUUGAGUGAAGCUGAGCUCUUUAAUGGGACCCUAGUUCUGUCCUCCCCAUCAGUUUGGGAUGAAGAUGAACAGAUUCCUUAUUUGCAUAUUUUUCAAAUACCUUUUUCUCAACAAAUACCACCAUAAAGGAUGUAGUAUCAUGCUUUUGUUGUUCAUGCAAUCCAGUUUCAAAGAAAAUCAGAAUAAAAUUCAACACAAGGGAUUUGCAUAUUUAAAAAAAAUUCAGUCCCCACAUGCAGAGUGCCUUGAUGGCAUAUUUAAUUGUUACUCAUACUUACAUGGGUUACACAAUGCAUGGGUCUCUGAGCUCCAAUUGGAUCCACUUUCCAUCCCUAGUGAUCUCCGCUGCCAAGGUAAGACCUGAUACGAACUAGAAGAACAUCUCAUAUUCUGUCUGGGUAGUUUUCAAGUAACACUUAUUUCUUGUUUCCUUACCCCUCAAUACCGGUUGUACACCCAGUCUCUCCAUCCAAUCCACCUAUGGUCUUCCCAUUUCUUUUCCCUUUCCCUAAAUCCCUCAUUACCAAUUUUCAUCCCCUCCGCUCUGAAUUCAUCCACUUACAAUACAUAUACUUCACUCAACAGAUUCCCUCUUAUUAAUUCAAGCUGCCCUUCCAUCAUUCCCUUAAUGCUUCCCAUUAUCACCUUCCUUAGUCAUCACUUUCCAGCACUUAGAACUUCUUACUUAUAAUUCUUCAACAGCUCUCUCUACCUUCAUGCGUGCUCCCCCACCCAGACCUAGUUCCAUCUGUCCUUUUUAUUCUUUAUCUGCAUCUAUUAUCCACCUGUCUGAGUCUUCCAACUACAGUCCCCUCCUUCCCUCAUUAGGCUACGUCUGCCCAUCAUCCUUCACCCUUCCUUGAUCCACCUAUCACCCAUCAGCCCCUGUCUCACCCCUCCUGCUCUCCUCUUUUUAUUGGCUAUCAUCUCUUUCCAAUCCCAGACUGGAUGCAGGUUCUCAACCUGAAAUGUCAUCAAUUCAUUCCCCAACAACUGAUACUGCUCAACCCAAUGAAUUCCUCAGUUUGGAUUUUGCUCUCAGCUGCAGGAAGUUGCAACCUCAGCCAGCUCUAUCAUGGGCACUACUCUUCCCAGCAUCCAGGACACCUUCAAAAGGUGACACCUCAAAAUGGCUACCCCCUUCAUGCAAUAUGUGCUCUCUUAUUUGCUACCAUAAAAGAGAUACAAGAAGCUGAAGACACACACUCAGUGUUUCAGGAACAACUUGUUCCCAUUCGCCUCCAGAUUUCUGAAUGGACAAUGAACUUAAGAACACUACCUCAGUAUUUUUCCUCUUUUCUGCACUGCUUAUUUAAUUAACUUUUUUUAUAUACAUUUUAUAGUUUUUGUUAUCAUGCACUGCAAUGUACUGAUGCUGCAAAACAACAAAUUUCAUGACAUAUGCCAAUGAUAUUAAACCUGAUUCUAAUUAAUUGAAAUGCAUGCUUCUAAAAUGUUUCUCUUUUUCACUAGUAUCUUUACACUGACCUGAAGCCACGAAUCCUAAGCAAUCAUCACUGGGAAAGACAUUAAAAUUCAGCUACUAUUUCCAAGCCUCUUAUUCAUUUUCAGAUAACUACAAGAUAUCCCGAUUAUGUACCUAGAGUACACUUUAAACAUUUUAAGUGAGAUUUAAAAUUUUCUUCAAAAUAAUUUAUUACUAUCAUUAUAAGAGCUUCAUUGGCAUUUAGGUGUACCAUAUCAGCUAUCAGCUAUCUUUUUAAAGAAAUUUUAGUGGCUGGUGUCAGCGUUUUUAUACUGAUAGUAAUAGAGAUUGGACCAUAUAAACUUGAAACCAGUUCUGAGAAUAUCUGUCUAUAGUUUAAUGGCGACCAACUCAUCAGCUUUUCGGUGUUUAUUCACAUUGGGUAAUGUGUGUGCUUUCCUCCUAAUUUCAAAAAGCAACUAUUGAUAAUGGAAAAAUGAUUGGACCUUUGUAAUUAAAAAUAAUAGGCAUUUAUUAACCAAGAUUUAUGGGUUUGUCACAGGUUCAUUUUUAAUUAAAGAUAUCCCUGUUAAUCCUUCCGUUAGUGGGUGUAUCACAAUGUUCACACUAUAUGGUUCAUCAAGAAUUUUUAUAGGAUUUUACCUUUUGAAUACCUAAAUUAUAAUGUACGAGAAACAGACAGGAUCAAGCUUAACACUGCAGCUGUUAGCAAUAGUGGAUCUAAAGAUUUAAAGAGGUUCUUAAUAUUUUGAUACUGCAUGAAAAUCUAUGUUUAUGAUAGAGUUGCAUAAUACUGUAGCUUAGUGCUUUCGCCUGAUGCCAGCUUGCAGGUUUACCACAACAAAAAUAAAUUGUAUUAUAUGCAGUGUAGUGCUAAAUGUUUACUUAACAUAUUUAAAUACAAAAGGUAAUGCAAAAAUAUUAAAACAGCAUAUUCCCAAGGGACUUGAAAUGAUGGAAAGUGAUAAUUAGCAAAUUGUACUUAGUCAAUUUCACAUCAGAGACAGAAAUUAUGUAAUUUAAAUAACUUGCAUUAAAUGAUGUAUUUUAGCUUAAGGUUGACAAUGUUAUAUUUUUUGUAAUCAAUAACAAAUUGAAUUUUUAGAAGUAUUUAGAAAGUCCAGAUUUAAAAAGGAGUAAAUGCCAGAUCAAACCAGUGAUCAGGGCCUUUUGGGAUGUUUUGUACAGCUUGAGAUCAUGUAUCAAGACCAUUUUAUGGUAUUAAGACCAUAAAAAGAAGUGAGUUAAGUGGAGUGACCAUUGUUGGAAUGGGACAGGGUUAGAGUGGGGAAAUGAGGCUUUAGCUCCAGAGGCUUCAACAAGAGGCAGAAAGGUUAGAUUGAGAUUUCUGUCAAGUUUGUUUCUUUCUUUAUUAGUGCCUAGGUAGAGAAGUGAGAAUGGAUCCCAGGUUAGUGGUAUGCUGCUCAUGCACUAUGUGGGUGAUCUGGGAGAGCCUGUCUCCAUGAUUGCUACAUCUACAAGAAGUGCAUCUGGAUGCAGAUCUUUAUAGAUGAUGUUAGAGAACAAGAGCUGGAACUCUAUGAUCUAUAGCUUAUUUGGAAAAAUAAGCUGAUAGAAUGGAGCUUCAGGAGGUGGUCACAUGAGUUGCUGGAGGCAAAUAGCUGGGUGCCUGUCAGGAGAAGUAAAGGAAAUAGAUAGCACAAAGUAUCCCUGUACUAUUAUAUCCCUCAGUAACAAGUAUGCCACUUUGAAUACUGUUGGCUGGGGUUGGGGAGGCGGAGGGGAGGACAGAACUCAGGAAUCGAAGCAAGAGACUGAGAGUGAAGGACCAAAGGCAUCUCGGAGAGAAGCCUUUUUUUAACUGAUCGGGCAAAGAGGCUAGAUUGUGCAGGCGCAUGACAUAGCGUGCCAAAGGUUUAAAAAAAAGACUGCCACAUACAACAGCCAUCAUCGAAGCAGACUGAGUCAGAGUGGGACGGCUUUGGCUCAAUAGGCAGAGUAGGUUUCGGUAAGUUUUGUUCGUUUAGAGUAGAGAAUGCCAGGCAGAAUGUUGGAAUGCCCCUCUUGCAGGAUGUGGGAAGUCAGAGAGACCUCUGGUGUCCCUGACAACACCACCUGCAAGACGUGCAUCCAGCUGCAGCUCCUAACAAACCCUAUUAGGGAGCUGAGCAGAAGGUGGAUGACCUCCGGAUCAUUCGGGAGAAAUAGAAGUUUAUAGAUAUUAGUUUCAGGGAGGUAGUUACACCAGAGAAGCAGCACACAGGUAAUUGGGUUACCAUCAGACGAGGGAAGGGGAAAGGGCAGGCAGAGCAGGGGAUCCUGUGGCCAUUCCCCUCAACAACAAAUAUACCGAUUUGGAUACUGUUGGGGGGGGGGGGGGAGAAUGACUUACCUGGGACAAGCUGCGGAAGCUGAAUCACUGGCACUGAGUCUGGUUCUGCAGUGCACAAGGGGGGGGGGGAAGAAGAGGAGAGUGGUAGUGAUAGGAGACUCGAUAGAGGAACAGACAGGAGGUUCUGUGGUCAUGACAGAGACUCCUGGAUGGCUUGUUGCCUCCCAGGUGCCAGGGUCAGGGAUGUCUCUGAUCAUGUGCACAGCAUUCUGAAAUGGGAGGGUGAGCAGCCAGAUGUCAUGGUACACAUCGGUACCAAUGACAUAGGAAGAAAGAGUGAGGAGGUCCUGAACAGUGAGUAUAGAGAGCUUGGUAAAGCUACCUGUUAAAAAGCAGGACCUUGAGGGUGGCAAUCUCAGGAUUGUUACCUGUGCCACUUGCCAGUGAGGGUAAGAAUAGGAUGCUCUGGAGGAUGAACACAUGGCUGAAGAACUGGUAUGUGGGGGAGGAUGAACACGUGGCCGAGGAACUGGUGUACGGGGCAGGGUUUCAGAUUUCAGGAUCAUUGGGACCUCUUCUGGGACAGUUCAGACCUGAACCACAGGGGGACCAAUAUCCUUGCAGGGAGGUUUGUUAGUGCUAUUGAGGGGGGUUUUAAACUAGAUUUGCAGGAGGAUGGGAACCAGAGUGCCAGAGCAGAUAGUGGAGCGGGGGUGAAAAUAAAUAAUGUUAAAGUUUCAUGCAAAGUCACAAAUAGAAGGGUUGUGUGUGGUGGUAAUAAUCUUAAGGAGUGUCUAUUUCAAUGUGAGGAGUAUUGUGGGGAAGGCUGAUUAGCUGAGGGUGUGGAUUGACACUUGGAAUUAUGAUAUUGUAGCCAUUAGUGAAACUUGGCUACAGGAGGGGCAGGACUGGCAGCUUAAUGUUCCAGGGUUCCGAUGUUUCAGAUGUGAUAGAGGCAGAGGGAUGAAGGGUAGUGGGGGGUGGGUGGCAUUGCUAGUCAGGGAAAAUGUUACAGCAGUGCUCAGGCAGGACAGAUUAGAGGGCUUGUCUACCGAGGCCAUAUGGGUGGAGCUGAGAAACAGGAUAUGUAUGACCACAUUAAUGGGGUUGUAUUAUAGACCACCCAAUAGCCAGUGAGAAUUGGAGCAGCAAAUCUGCAGAGAGAUAGCAGACAACUGCAGGAAACAAAGUUGAGAUAGUAGGGGAUUUUAAUUUAUCACAUGUUGAUUGGGACUCCCAAACUUAAAGUUCUAGACGGGUUAGAGUUUGUAAAAUGUGUUCAAGAAAGUUUUCUAUAUCAAUAUAUAGAGGUAUCCACUACAAAGGAUGCAGUAUUAGAUCUUCUAUUAGGAAACGAGUUAGGGCAGGUGAUGGAAGUGGGGAACACUUUGGUUCCAGUGAUUGUAACAUCAUUAGUUUCAACUUGAUCAUGGAUAAAGAUAGAUCUGGUCCUCAGGUUGAGGUUCUAAACUGGAAAAGGGCCGAAUUGGAAGAAAUGGGGAAGGAUCUAAAAAGCGUGGGUUGGGACAGGUUCUCUGGCAAGGAUGUGAUUGGUAGGUGGGAGGCCUUCAAAGGAGAAAUUUUCAGAGUGCAGAAUUUGAAUGUUCCUGUCAGGAUUAAAGGCAAGGUGAUUAAGAAUAAGGAACCUUGGUUCUCUAGGGAUAUUGGAAAUCUGAUAAAGAAGAGAAAGAUGUAUGACAUGUAUAGGAAAAAGGGAGCAAAUAAAGUACUUGAGUAUAAAAAGUGCAAAAAAUACUUAAAGAAAUCAGGAGGGCUAAAAGAAGACAUGAGGUAGCUUUGGCAGUUAAGGUGAAGGAUAAUCCAAAGAGCUUCUACAGGUAUCCUUUUAAGAGCAAAAGGAUAGUAAGGGAUAAAAUUGGUCCUCUUGAAGAUCAGAGUGGUGGGUUAUGUAUGGAACCAAAAGAAAUGGAGAUCUUAAAUGGUUUUUUUGCAUCUGUAUUUACUAAGGAAACUGGCAUGGAGUCAAUAGAAAUAAGGCAAACAAGUAGUGAGGUCAUGGAACCGAUACAGAUUGAAGAGGAGGAGGUGCUUGCUAUCUUGGGCAAAUCAGAGUAGAUAAAUCCCCAGGACCUGACAGGGUAUUCCCUCGGACCUUGAAGGAGACUAAUAUCGAAAUUGCAGGAGCCCUGGCAGAUAUAUUUAAAAUGUCGGUAUCUACGGGUGAGGUGCUGGAGGGUUGGAGGAUAGCUCAUGUUGUUCUGUUGUUUAAAAAAGCCUCUAAAAGUAAUCCAGGAAAUUAUAGGCCAGUAAAUUUGACAUCGGUAGUAGGUAAAUUAUUGGAAGGUGUACUAACAGAUAGGAUCUACAAGUAUCUAGAUAGACAGGGACUUAUUAGGGAGAGUCAACAUGGCUUUGUGCGUGGUAGGUCAUGUUUAACAAAUCUGUUAGAGCUUUUUGAGGAGGUUACAAGGAAAGUGGAUGAAGGGAAGGCAGUGGAUAUUGUCUAGAUGGACUUCAGUAAGGCCUUUGAGCAAGGUCCCGCAUGGGAGAUUAGUUAGGAAGAUUCAGUCACUAGGUAUACAUGGUGAGGUAGUAAAUUGGAUUAGACAUUGGCUCAAUGGGAGAAGUCAGAGAGUGGUAGUGUAGGAUUGCUUCUCUGAGUGGAGGCCUGUGACUAGUGGUGUGCCACAGGGAUCAGUGCUGGGUCCAUUGUUAUUUGUCAUCUAUAUCAAUGAUCUGGAUGAUAAUGUGGUAAAAUGGUAGGGCACUGAGAAGUACAGUACAACAGGGUGAUCUAGGAAUACAGAUACAAAAUUCCCCAAAAAUGGCAUCACAGGUAGAUAGGGUAGUAAAGAGAGUUUUUGGCACAUUGGCCUUUAUAAAUUAAAUAUCUAGUAGAAGAGUUGGAAUGUUAUGGUUAGGUUGUAUAAGGCAUUGGUGAGGCUGAAUUUGGAGUAUUGUGUGCAGUUUUGGUCACAAGAAUUACAAGAAGGAUAUUAAUAAGGUUGAAAGAGUGCAGAGAAGGUUUACAAGGAUGUUGCCGGGACUUAAACUGAGUUACAGAGAAAGGUUGAAUAGGUUAGGACUUUAUUCCUUGGAGUGUGUAAGAAUGAGGGGAGAUUAGAUAGAGGUAUAUAAAAUUAUGAUGGGUAUAGAUAGUGUGAAAAGCCUGCUUGCAUUCACUCUGAGGCUAGGGGAGAAAAAAAACCCCAGAGGACAUGGGUACCAGAGGAAGGGGGAAAAGUUUAAAGGAACUUUAGGGGGGGCUUCUUCACACAGAGUGGUGGGGGUGUGGAAUGAGCUGCCAGAUGAAGUGUAAAUGUGGGCUCACUUUUAACAUUUAAGAAAAACUUGGACAGGUACAUGGAUGAGAGGUGUAUGGAGGGAUAUGGUCUAGGUGCAGGUCAAUGGGACUAGGCAGAAAUAUGGUUCGGCACAGCCAAGAAGGACCAAAAGUCCUGUUUCUGUGCUGUAAUGUUCUAUGGUUCUAGGAAUGCUUCUGAGCGCAGGGUGUGUCUGUGUAGUUUAGAAAGGAAGGUGUCAGAAGAAAAGACCUCUGGUGAUGAGGGAUUCAAGUUAGGGGAACAGACAAGUAAUUGUAGAUGUGAAAGAUGCUUUCAGAUGGUAUUUUACCUCCUUGCUUGAAAGGUAGUAAUCUUUGGAUUGUUGUCUGUGCCAUGCACCACUGAGGUUAAAAAAAGGAUGGUAGUUGAAUGUGUGGCUGAAUAAUUAGUGCAGCAACUGGGUUUCAAAUUUGUGGAUCAUUGAGAUCUCUUCUGGGGAAGGCGUGACCUGUGAAAAAGGAACAGAUUGCACCAGAAUUUGAACUGGGGGGGGGCAAUAUCCUUAUGGGUAGAUUUACUAGAGUUCUUAGGGAGGGUUUGAAACAGUUUGGCAGUGGGAUGGGACCUAGAGUGACAGGUUAGAGGAUGAAGCAAUUGGUGUAAAGCUAGAUAUAAGUGUAGAGAGACCAUAUAACAAUUACAGCACAGAAACAGGCCAUCUCAGCCCUUCUAGUCUGUGCCGAAUACUUACUCUCACCUAGUCUCACCUAGUCCCACCAACCUGCACUCAGCCCAUAACCCUCCAUUCCUUACCUGUCCAUAUACCUAUCCAAUUUUACUUUAAAUGACAAUAUCGAACCUGCCUCAACCACUUCUACUGGAAGCUCAUUCCACACAGCUACCACUCUCUGAGUAAAGAAAUUCCCCCUCAUGUUACCCCUAAACUUUUGCCCCCUAACUCUCAACUCAUGUCCUCCUGUUUGAAUCUCCCCUACUCUCAAUGGAAAAAAGCCUAUCCAUGUCAACUCUAUCUAUCCCCCACAUAAUUUUAAAUAUCCCUAUCAAGUCCCCCCUCAACCUUCUACGCUCCAAAGAAUAAAGAUCUAACUCAUUCAACCUUUCUCGAUAACUUAGGUGCUGAAACUCAGGUAACGUUCUAGUAAAUCUCCUCUGUACUCUCUCUAUUUUAUUGACAUCUUUCCUAUAAUUCAGUGACCAGAACUGUACACAAUACUCCAAAUUUGGCCUCAUCAAUGCCUUGUAUAAU
Molecule: messenger RNA, 10635 nt
Organism: Hypanus sabinus (Atlantic stingray)
Lineage: Eukaryota; Metazoa; Chordata; Chondrichthyes; Myliobatiformes; Dasyatidae
Product: coiled-coil domain-containing protein 138-like
Exons: 15
Coding region: 72-2063 (663 amino acids)
Source: RefSeq, a predicted model, not a curated record